UAAUGAAUGGUGAUUAACUCGAUGAACAAUCCAUAAUUUAAUUAGUCCCUAUGUAAUUGCUAAUGCAAAUGGAUACGACAGGAUAUGUGCUAUCCUAUUGGCUAAUAAACGUUGGAAUGCAUUUGGAAUACAAUCAUAUGUCAGUCUCUUCGUUUCUCUACCAUGGCUCAUGCGAACCGUCCUUAACUUUGUCUCAUUUGAUUUUUUAGCGAUUUUUAGUUAUCCAACCCUAUUAUUUCAAACAUCAAAGGUCGAAUACAUGUUUCGCUCCAAUCAGCAGCCGAAGCAUCAUUCUGCUAAUGGAAAUUUAACGAGUAUUAUCAUACCUCUGUUGUAUCGUGUAUUUAGACAUCUACGUUUGACAGCCUUUUAAAUCUCUUACUACAUAUAUUUGGGUAAUAAGUAGGAAUAUUCAUGAACAUACUGCACUAUUCAACACAAAUCCGUUAGAAAGCUCAAUAAUUACAAUGACUUUAGGACGAAUAGUCACUUCCAUCUGUCUGCAGCGAUUUGUCUGCAGAGCCACCUCUUCCAACACAUUCCGAUACCAACAGAACUUGGUAUUUAAAGUGACAAAUGUUCGAUUUCUAUCCGAGCAUCGGAUUACCAAAAAUAUCGAGUUCAUAUCGAACGAUCGACAGGUUGUCGUAAAUAACAAUACGGUGCAAUGCAUGAAGGAAUCAUCAAAUCGUCCACUAAUAGUAUUACUGAGUUGGCUUUUGUGCAAACGCAAACAUAUCAUGAAAUUUGCGAAGCUAUACAUGGAACGUGAUUUUGAUGUCUUAACUGUAUCAAUCAGCCCUUGGCAACUUAUGUGGCCAGUUCAAGGUUCACGGAUAACUGCAGCUGAUCUUUUAACAUUUUUACAUAAGAAUACCAAUUAUCAACAUGUGGUAUUGCACGGAUUCUCAGUGGGAGGAUACAUGUGGGGCGAAGUGUUAGAUUUAAUACACUCAGACCAGAAAAAAUAUAAUCAUGUGAUAGAUCGUAUUGCGGGACAAGUCUGGGACAGCGCUGUGGAUGUUAACGAAUUGUCAAUUGGAACUCCACGUGCUGUCUUCCCAACCAAUGCUAUGCUGCAAUCAGUGCUUCAAAAAUAUUUAGAGUACCAUAUGAAAGCUUUCUAUAAACAAUCGACUCAGUACUACGUUCGCUCCAGCCAAUUGUUUCAUACAACUCCUGUGCGAGCACCAGCAUUACUUUUAUUAAGUGAUACCGAUCCAAUCGGCACGGUAACAAGUAAUACUAGAGCGCAUGACUCUUGGCAAUCUCUAGGUAUAAAGACAUACCAGAAGGUAUUUAAAGGAUCGCCACAUGUAGGACAUUUUCAGAUGUAUCCUAAGGAGUAUGUUGCUGAACUCUACGCAUUCCUCGACAAGUUACAAUUCGUGCAAAAUAAAGAAAAAAUAAGAGCUCGCCUCUGAUUUUAAAUACAAGUAAACACACGAAUGAAUUUGUGAAAGCACUUCUCGUCGUCUCAUUGCUCAUCAAUUUAUUUUGUCCAUAAUGACACUUAAUGACCGAAAAGUAAUUACAUCGAUGCAAUCUGUGUUACUGUUUGACUGACUGAAUAUGAUAGGGUUAUAAAGUAUUAAGUAAUAACUUUUUUGUUUCUAAAAAAAUAUGGAUGUAGUACCUUGGUUAUUUUGUGAUACUUUGAAAAAUCAAUAGUAAUAUGAAAAUCUCUCUCUCUGAUGUUCAGAGGUUUGUAAGAUUUGGGACGCUAUGUGUUCGUUAUAAAAUUACAUGAACUUGAGAAGACAAGAUGUUUUUCUUGAAUUAUCAAAUGCUACAUAUAUGUAUACCGAUGACGAUUACGUAUUAAAUAUGCAUAUAUAAUACAAUAGGAAAUAAAGUUAUAAUAAGUGAAGGCCCUAUAAACAUAGCAUGUUUAAGCAGACAACUCACAAUAAACAUUUUUCAAUUUUA
Molecule: messenger RNA, 1929 nt
Organism: Orussus abietinus
Lineage: Eukaryota; Metazoa; Arthropoda; Insecta; Hymenoptera; Orussidae
Exons: 6
Coding region: 468-1424 (318 amino acids)
Molecular function (GO): serine hydrolase activity
Source: RefSeq, a predicted model, not a curated record